Messenger RNA from Nothobranchius furzeri (turquoise killifish), 3305 nucleotides. NCBI's taxonomy places the organism in Eukaryota, Metazoa, Chordata, Actinopteri, Cyprinodontiformes, Nothobranchiidae. The record is from RefSeq and is a predicted model, not a curated record.
AGUUAAACAGUUCCAAUUACCUUGAUGCACUGACCUGGUCAAGUUGCGUUAAACUUAACCACAGCCCUCUCGUAUCGGAGCGUUUCCAUUUCUGUCAGCCAUGGAGCGAAAAGUUGCUCGGGAAUUUAGGCAUAAGGUGGAGCUGCUGAUUGAAAAUGAGGCGGAGAAGGAUUAUUUAUAUGAUGUGCUCCGCAUGUAUCAUCAGUCGAUGGAUUUGCCCGUGUUGGUGGGAGAUCUGAAGCUGGUGAUCAAUGAACCAAAGAGGCUUCCUCUCUUCGAGGCUAUCCGACCUCUCAUCCCACUCAAACACCAGGUAGAAUAUGACCAGCUGACCCCCAAGAGGUCACGGAAGCUGAAAGAGGUGCGUUUGGACCGAUCGCACCGUGAAGGUUUGGGUCUCAGCGUCCGAGGAGGAUUAGAGUUUGGAUGUGGACUCUAUAUAUCUCAGAUAGUCAAAGAUGGACAAGCUGAUAAUGUCGGACUUCAGGUGGGUGAUGAGAUUGUUCGCAUCAAUGGCUACUCCAUCUCCUCUUGCAUCCACGAGGAAGUCAUCAGUCUCAUCAAGACCAAGAAGAUUGUGUCUCUGAAAGUUCGACACGUGGGAAUGAUUCCAGUUAAAAGCUCAUCUGAUGACCCUCUGAAGUGGCAGUUUGUGGAUCAGUUUGUGUCUGAGUCUGGGGAGAAGAAAACCAGUAUAGCUGGCUUGGCCUCAAUUGGUGGGAAGGAGAUCAAGGAGAAGAAGGUUUUCCUCAGUCUUGUGGGUGCUAAGGGUAUGGGUAUCAGCAUCUCAAGUGGCCCCACACAGAAACCUGGUAUCUACAUAAGCAACGUCAAGCCAGGAUCCCUCUCUGCAGAAGUUGGACUUGAGGUUGGAGACCAGAUUGUGGAGGUGAAUGGAGUGGACUUCACCACCCUGGACCACAAAGAGGCUGUGAAAGUCCUGAAGGGCAGCCGGAGUCUGACCAUCACGGUUCUGACAGGAGCUGGAAGUGAGCUGUUCAUGACAGACGAGGAGCGUCUGGCGGUGGAGGCCCGCCGGGAGCUGGAGAGGCAGGAGCUGAUGCGUCAAAAGAGAGUCGCAUUGGAGACCAACAAAAUCAUUAAAGAGCAGCAGGAGAAGGAGAGACAGAGAAAGAUGGAGAUCUCUCAGAAGGUUGCAGAGGAAGAGGAGCGUUAUCAGAAAGAGAUGGAAAAGAUCGAGGCUGUAGAGAAGAAACACAACAGAGACUGGGAGGAGGACUGGGGAGCCAAAGAAAGGCCGAAGAGCCCCCAGCGCUCUAGAAAAAGCCCCUCGCCCUCCCCUCCUACAGUAAAAACCACCCCACCUCAAAAAACCAAAAGUUCACCUUUUGGCUGGUUUUAUCGAUAUGAGGGGAAACUGCCGUCGUUACGCAAGAAGGGAGAAAAGAAGAAGAAAAAGAAGAAAGUGUCGAACGCUGACACGUUGCAGGAGCAGAGAAAAAACAAGAAGGAGAUGGAGUUUGAGCUGAAACUCGCCAAAGAGAAAGAAGAAAUGCAAGAACGGGAGAAGCAGCUUAAGAUCAAUCGGCUGGUUCAGGAGGUUUCGGAGACGGAGAGGGAAGACCUGGAGGAGUCUGAGAAAGUUCAGCACUGGGUGGAGCGCUUGUGUCAGACUCGGUUGGAGCAGAUCUCAUGUGUGGAGACGGAAACCCCAGAGCUCUCUCCUGCCUCUGAGCCGAGGGUGAAGCGUUUCGCCGGGGGCCUCCAACUCGCCACCACCGAUCUGGAUGAUAUAAAUCUGGAUGAGGUGGACCAAAGCCUGAGAGGACCUCUUAAAAAACUGUCCCCCACUCAACCCAGCACGACUCAUCCUCCUCCUCCCUUGCCUCCGCCUCCGCCCUCGCCCAGGUUGAACCCGACCAUCCCAAACUACUCCCCGCCUUCACCUCGAGUAUCUCCCCAGCGCCAGCGCUCUUCUCCGUUCAGCUCCAGGAGACCCUCCAACGCCCCCGCUACAUUACCCAACAGGGGGCGCAUGCCUCCCCCACAAACCCCUCGUCCGCCUUCCUCCCACAAGCCUCCGCCCUCUCAGUCCUCACGGCCCCCAUCCUCUCCUCAACCCACGCCACACCCUCCUCCUCCGCCGCCGCCACCACCUCCUCCUCCACCACCACCACCCCCUCCACCUCCUCCUCCACAGCACUUUGGAGAGCGUGCGGGCUCCCUGAGUGGUUACCGCCAACAUCACCACCUCCAGCAUCCUCCCAGUCCUCCAGAGCUCAGCAGGAGUGAGUGGGAGGCAGGCGGGUAUCUCCCUAGAGGAGGGAUUUAUUCCUCCAACACCAGUGAAAUGUCCCACCCUCCCAGUCCAAAGGUGAUGAGAAACACCUCCCAUGCCAGCCGCGCUUCCAAUACAAGCAGUCAGCUGCAACUGGCUCCCAGUCCCCCCAACCAGAGACGUCAGAUGGCCCCUGUCAUGUCCAAGCCCGUUAUGCUGCCUCAGACCCAGACAACCCGACCAGACCCGCUCAGAUCUGCCGUCCGCUCUGAUGUCCUGCCUCCAGAAAUGCUGAAGCGGAUGGUGCCUUUCAACUCAUCUUUUAAAUCAAACAAGCAACAAGGAUUUCAGAAAUAUGUGGACGACUUUGAUCCCUACUCCAUGUUCUCCACAGACCAGAUAGCCGGACGGGAUGUGAGAUUGUUGAAAGUCAAAAAGGUGGGGCAGCUAGACCUGGCUCUCGAGGGCGGGGCGGACUCUCCUCUGGGAAAGUUGGUGAUUUCGGCUGUCUAUGAGGGUGGCGCGGCUGAUAAGCACGGUGGGAUUGUCCCCGGGGACCAGCUCAUGGCCGUGAAUGGGAAGAUCCUGAUCGAUGCUACAUUGACGGAGGGACAAAACUCUCUGGCUCGAGCCUGGAACAGUGGAGGGGACUGGAUCGAUGUGGUGAUUGCGGUCUCUCCACCAAAGGAUUAUGAAGAUGAAGUGACGUUCUUCUAGUUUCACCUGCCAAGAAAAUCAGCCUGAUUAAGUUGAAGACUUUUAAACUGUCACCUGCAGACAAAAAGCCUCAGAUGCUCGUUUAGCGUCUUUGACACUGAACCAGUUGCUAUUUAGGCUUGACGUGUGCUUUUAAUAUUAAUUGCUACUGCCUUGUCUAGUCGUUACUUGCUUGUUUUCUGUUGUUUUUACUUCUGUGAAGCUGGAACAUAAUUGACCUCAUGUCAGCACCAAUGAGGACUCUCUGCUAACGCCUGUCAGUAAACAAAUGAAUUAUGAGUCAGCUGUGAUUAAUGGAGCGUCUAUAGCCUGCUUUCUCUGAGCCUAAUAAAAGACUGCCCAGAAUAAA